AUGCGGGCGUCAUGGUGGAUCGGCAUCUGGGCCACACUCAUACCCACGGUCGUCUUAUCGGUAGAAACAGAGCCCUUCUCGUCCCCGGAACAAGGGAAGUCCAACAAGAGAGCCCUCGAGGUACUCCGACUGCUGAGGCGAGAUGACGAUAAUUGUCCCAGCGGCUACAACCCAUGCUCGAGUCUGGGCAACUCAGAUGCCUGCUGUAAGAGCGGGUCACGCUGCACAACAGACGCCGCGGACAACAUCGCUUGCUGUCGAACGGGCGCAAGCUGCACGGGCAGUUUGACUGGAACAUCUACCGGCACUGAGACAGGUAGUACUUUCAUGUCCCCGCAUGGUACUUCUGCCACUACGACAGCUACCGGCACGGCUGCCACGAUAACCGAUGGGACAAUUGACGGGGCAUACCCAUUCGUCUACAUACCUACGACCAUCGGAAACGCAGAGAGCUGCUCUUCAUACUACUCCCAGUGUCAGUCAGAAUAUACCCAGUGCACAGGAAACCUAAUGGGUCGUUACGGAGUAACGGUUGGAGGAAAUGGCGGAGGAGUAACUGUGGAGGCAAUCACUGGAGCCGCACAAGCGACCUCGAUUUGCUCCAGCCUGAGCUCAAAGGCCUGUCAUGGUCUUCAGAUACAAAACUGCGCGACGGCCGCGACGGAGACUGGGCGCGAUACCAGUGGAAAUGCAGCCAACCCACGUCGGGCAUCCAGUUUGCACGACCUGGCGUUUGGCUUUGCUGUUGGAAUUGCGGGAAUGUUUAUUUGA
Molecule: messenger RNA, 771 nt
Organism: Penicillium waksmanii
Lineage: Eukaryota; Fungi; Ascomycota; Eurotiomycetes; Eurotiales; Aspergillaceae
Exons: 1
Coding region: 1-771 (256 amino acids)
Source: RefSeq, a predicted model, not a curated record